AUGAUGGCAGUUGUUCUAGGGUUAUUGGAUUUUAUUGUUGCCGGCGUUUCCCUCAUCUUUGGUCUCUGCCUUUUCGGUUUCAUUGCUUCCCUUCUAUGUGUUGUCGCCUUCUUCAACAACGCUAAAGACGUUUCCUAA
Molecule: messenger RNA, 138 nt
Organism: Lathyrus sativus (Indian pea)
Lineage: Eukaryota; Viridiplantae; Streptophyta; Magnoliopsida; Fabales; Fabaceae
Source: the annotation of a GenBank genome assembly